AUUGUGAAGAAGACGAUGAUGACUUGGAUUCACGUCUUGAAUUGGAUUAUCAAAUUGGUGAAGAUAUAAAAGAAAAACUUAUUCCUCGCGCCAUUGAUUGGUACACUGGUAAGGCUUUAGAGGCGCUUAGUUGA
Molecule: messenger RNA, 134 nt
Organism: Racocetra fulgida
Lineage: Eukaryota; Fungi; Glomeromycota; Glomeromycetes; Diversisporales; Gigasporaceae
Source: the annotation of a GenBank genome assembly